UAAUCUCAAAAAUUAAACAAUGUAAUUUCAAAAUACAUCUAUUAUAUCAAUGCAUGCAUUUAUAUUAUAGUAAUUCAUAAUAAUACAAAGAUUUAACAUACGCAACUUCCAAACGACCAUAUUAUCAUUUUGGUGGCAUUAUAUUUUGUGAGGUUGAAUCUAUGCGUUUCAACCUGAAGUUCUUGAGCUCUGUUUAUCUAAUUACUUUGGUUAACAAAUAGGAGCUGUCCAUUUUAUGAUAAUAAAAAAAAAGAUUUUCAAUUUACAAAGCGCUUCUAUUUCUUCUUCCUAUUUCCAUCUUUGACUUUGGUUUUCAGACUGUGCGCGUAUAACACUUUUCGUAACACCACAACCAUUUUUCUGACCAAAGUAUUAUUAGUUUUAGACUCAAAAUGGACAAUAUAUUGGCUAUAAAAAAAAGAGAUUGGGAUGUUACAAGUAACACCAGCAUAUGUACACUUACCUAUUGAAAGAUGUUGGAGUGAUUCUCAACGAGGGCGUUCAGUUUUAAGAGGGUGUAAUCUAAAAAAAAAAAUUGUAAUAAUCGCACACCUACAAAGCAUGAGAGAUCCAUGGUGUAAAAGAAACAAUCCAACAUUAGAGUGAAUGCCUUCACAGAUGCUUUUAGGCCGCUGCCUAACUAGUUUUAGCUAAAGUAUCGUCGACUGAUUAAGGAAGCUACGUACAAAUGCUUCCAGCGUGGAAGCUUUGAUGAGGAAUCAAAACCGAAAAAAAAAAAAAAGAACAGAUGCUAAACCAACAGCAGCAAGCAAUCCCUAGCUAUUCUCUAACCCUUUUGCUUUAAUUUUGCAUUAGACAGAUUCCUGCCCAUCAUCUGAUGAUUCCCUUCCCUUUACAACAACCACCCUGACACAUUACAUCCUGAUCUCCAUAUAGCUCCUCCCUCCCUGCACCUCGAUCUCCAUUCUUCACUCAAUUAGCAGCGGAAGUGCUAAUUAAGUAUAUAUAUUAUCAUCAAUUCGAAGAAAUGGACGCGGUGGUGGUUUACAGGCGAUCGGCGUCGAGGCUGACGAUCGGAGCUCACCUGUUCGGGGUCCUGGCAAUCGUUCUGAUGCUGAUAUGGUUGCUGCACUACCGUGGCGGCAUUGAGUACGACUCCGACAACCCUGCUCGCGUCUUCAAUGUUCAUCCACUCCUCAUGUUCUGCGGCUUCAUCUUUCUCGCUGGCCAAGCAAUGAUGGCGUACAAGUCCGUGCCGGCAGCCAAAGAAGCACAGAAGGCCGUACACAUGGUGUUGCACUUAAUCGGAAUAGCACUCGGCAUCGUCGGAAUAGCCGCGGUGUUCAAGUUCCACGACAUGAUAGGCGCGGAAGACAUGUUCAGCCUCCAUUCUUGGAUUGGGCUCACCACCUUCAUCAUGCUGGGCCUCCAAUGGCUGUUGGGCUUUUUCACCUACAUGUUCCCCAAGGCCAGCCUGGGCACGAGGUCCAGAAUGAUGCCGUGGCACGUCAGCUUCGGCAGGGCGCUUCUGUACAUGGCCGUCGCGGCGGCGCUGACGGGGCUCAUGCAGCGGGAGACGCUUCUCAACCUCCGUGGGCACGCCGAGUCCCGGCUCAUCAACUUCACCGGACUUUGUAUCUUGCUCUUCGGCAUUUUUGUCGAUCUCUCGGUGGCACUUGCUCACCACGCAUGACCGGCCGGCGAGGGUUUUCCGGCGGGGGAGUUUGGAAAUGUGAUUUGAUCAUCGAUUCUUUUUUCGUACGUUGAUGGGGACAGGGGUUUGUUUAAUUUGUUUUCAUGGAGUUUUCGACCCGAAUUGAAUGUGUGUUGUUGAGGAUGAUUUUUCACUUUGUCUGAGUUUUCUUUCUCGAGAUUUGAAUGUGUAGUGAAUUUGGAUUUUAUGUAUCGCUAAGUAAUUUCGAAAUGUUGAUUCACUGUGAUAGAUGAUGGGCUCGUUGUUCUUAAGCGAACCAUAAUAGUCAAAGAUAGAAUCAUGAUUUAUGAUUAUUAAAGUUUGUGGAAAAUUAUAUGAUAAUGAGCAAGACAAUCCUUUGUUCUACAUCGAUUGAAUAUGAAGUGAAAACCCUUUCGGGAGGUAUCAGGUCGAUUGAAGAGUAUGAAUCCGAGUGUAUUAAUGUCAAAUUAUAUUGUUAGGUUUUUGUUCGUUCGAUCAAAUAUGUCUGGACUAGGUAAUCUUAGUGAUAUGAGACAUGGAUUGGUUGAAUGGUGCCCCUUCUCAUAUUAAACCCUCAAAUUGAAUAGAUUUGGAGAAGGAAAAACGCUAAGGUAGAGUAGGUUGCCCGUUCUUUAACUAGAUUCUCCCUUACGGAUAACUUGAUCAAUAUUAGAUGAUGUUUAUCAUUUAAUCUAAUUAGGUAUCUAUCGUAAUUUCUAGUGGAAUAAAGUUGACCUUAUUGU
This is a messenger RNA of Linum trigynum, 2379 nucleotides long. Lineage: Eukaryota; Viridiplantae; Streptophyta; Magnoliopsida; Malpighiales; Linaceae. The record is from the annotation of a GenBank genome assembly.